CAGGGACUACCAAAUCCGUUUCUCCGCCCGCCGAGGGAAGUGCUGUGGGGCGGGAGCGAGAGCCAGACCCGGAUGCCAAGCAGCCGCGGGUGCGCAGGGAGGGUAUGGGGUGCCCGGCUCUCCGGGCGGAAAGGAAAAGCCACGCACCUGGCGCUGAAUGUGCUCCUGUGCCGGCUCCACUUUUCUAUCCUGUGCUUGGCCGUUCUCAGCCUCGGACUUUCUCACUUGCGCGUUGUGCCUGUUUCUUAGUUUUAAAGGUGGCGGGCUAGCGAGUGAUGGAGACAGCUCGCUCCGAAGAAUGCGUGGUCACUCUUCUCCAGCGUCUCCACGGUGGGGUCCGAAGCGGCGUAAUAGCCCGCUUGGCGGCAAUCGAGUGGAAAAGUCAGAAAGCCCUAAUCAACUAAGGCGCGGUGGGGAAGUGAGCACGUGGCGCCCGGACCUAAGUUUUUCAAAUGGGGUCGGGGACGCAGCGGGCUCGGCUGCAGUCGGGAGCGCGGAGCUCCGGGCGCGCGCUUGGUCCCAGCCCCGGCCCUGGGCGGCGCUGCAGACCCCAGUGCCCCAGUUUCCUUCCUCUGGAUGCCGAGGCGCACCUGCCCGUGGGGACCCACGCAGGACGUGGAAGGUGCUGAGGGCGUGUCACCCUGGCCGCAGGCCCUGGAAGAGCGCGAGGCUGGAGUGGAUCCCCUUGAGUCGGACCGCGCAGGGGCAGGCAUCCUCCUCCCGGGGCCCUCGCCCCACGCCGCCGCGCCCUCAGGAUGAAGAGGCAGACCCUGCCUGCUCCUGUCGCCAUCACCACCACCAGCAGUGGCCCUGGGUGUUCUGUCUCCUCCCCAGGCCUGAGGAGGUUUGCCCCUCAACUUUUUCCCACCACCAUCUUUUUGCCUUUACACAUGCACAGGAAUCCCCUGUUAUCUGAAGGCUCGAACUCUUGGUUCUCUCCACCAUGCUGUCUUGUUCCUUCCAUCACAAUCAGGAUUUUUUU
Molecule: messenger RNA, 982 nt
Organism: Cebus imitator (Panamanian white-faced capuchin)
Lineage: Eukaryota; Metazoa; Chordata; Mammalia; Primates; Cebidae
Exons: 2
Coding region: 158-916 (252 amino acids)
Source: RefSeq, a predicted model, not a curated record